AUGCUGCGCGUAUCUCUACGUGAAGUAGAAGAGACCGCUUCCCGGUUGGCGCCUAAGAGGGAAAGCGAGGGCGAGGAUGCGCUGGAGGGAGGAUGCGAGACAGAUGAAGGAAAAGAAGUACAGCAGAGCGACAAAGGGGACGCAUCCGAAAGACCAGGCAGUAGAAGGGGAGAGAGUGAGCCAGACCGAAGUGUGUUUUUCGACCGUUCCGCUCUGCUGGGUGGCGACGCCGCGCGAGACCCCAAAAAGCUGAAGGAGCCCUUCGCGGCGGCAGACGAAGCGGAAGAUGUGCGUGAAGACCGUGAGGCCGCGGGAGGAGACAGACGGAAGCCAGGAGAAUGCGGUGCAGACGAAUGCCAAACAUAG
Messenger RNA from Besnoitia besnoiti, 366 nucleotides. RefSeq lists its product as uncharacterized. The transcript has a single exon. Lineage: Eukaryota; Apicomplexa; Conoidasida; Eucoccidiorida; Sarcocystidae. The record is from RefSeq and is a predicted model, not a curated record. Bases 1 to 366 code for a protein of 121 amino acids.